GUCUUAAAACAUAUGAUUUAUAACAUUUCAGUGUAACCUGCAACUAUUUUAAUGCGUCAUUUAUGAUUUAGAAGCACCGGAGAUGAUUAAUCAACAAAUGAUGCUUACCCUGGGCAAGAAGAUUUCUGGUAUAUUAGGGACCUAAAAACUUUCAACUUGAACCGCAUCAGCUUAAAGAGAGCUAUUAAAACUGUUAUUUCCCAUUGAUUCAAAGAGGAAAGUCGAGGAGAUGUACUAUCUAAAGCUUACUUUUUCAGUAGCAGCAAUGCUACUGACUUUGUCAACCUUAACUGAAGGAUCAUCGGUCUUUGUCACUGUGAAAUGUAACCGAGAAUGCACAAAGGAAAAGUUAGACUGCUCAAACGAGUGCCGCAUGGGAGACGAAGAUUUUGAGAGACUGGAAUCAUUACAAUGCCUGAAAGAAUGUAAGGUGAAAACAGAAGCCUGCGAGAAGGUGUGUGCUUGUGGGGAUCAGUGUGCACAAAAGCUGUCUGCCUGUAAGACUAGCUGUAAGAACCACACCUUUCAGACAAAGCACGACAAGAGGGAGUGUUUGGCAGAAUGUUAUUUUGAUGCUGAGCAGUGUGGUGAGAUGUGUUAGGAACACUCGACUAAAUUUAUGUACAUCUAAUUAAAGUAAUUUUGAAAAAUC
Saccostrea echinata is the source of this 652-nucleotide messenger RNA. RefSeq lists its product as uncharacterized. Lineage: Eukaryota; Metazoa; Mollusca; Bivalvia; Ostreida; Ostreidae. The transcript has a single exon. The coding region runs from base 230 to 601 and encodes 123 amino acids. The record is from RefSeq and is a predicted model, not a curated record.